CCCGACGAAGGGAGGCAGAGGCUGGAGGAGAGGCGUGGCGGAAGAAAGGUGAUGGGAGUUAAAAUUAUUCCACACAAGUGACCCACUUCUAACUGGAGACACGCAAAAAGGAAGCCCGGUUCUUGUAUCUGAGGAUUUUACCCCCCACCGAAGAUGUCAGCGUCGGCGUUAUUUAUACUGGACCUGAAAGGGAAGGUCUUGAUCAGCCGUAACUACAUGGGAAACAUGGAUAUGAAUGAGAUUGACUACUUCAUGCCAUUUCUAAUUAAGCGGGAAGAAGAGGCAGAGAUGACUCCACUGAUCACCCAUGGCUCCUCACACUUUCUGUGGAUCAAACACAGCAACCUUUACCUGGUGGCCAUGACCAAAAAGAAUGCCAAUGCUGCUCUGGUGUACUCCUUCCUUUAUAGAAUUGUUCAGGUGUUUCAGGAGUAUUUUAAGGAGCUGGAGGAGGAGAGUAUUCGCGACAACUUUGUGACUGUGUAUGAACUGAUGGACGAAGUCAUGGAUUUUGGAUUCCCACAAACAACUGAUAGCAAGAUUCUUCAAGAGUACAUUACCCAGCAGGGUCACAAACUUGAGGUUGGAGCUGUUCGACCUCCUGCCACUGUCACCAAUGCUGUGUCUUGGAGGUCAGAGGGCAUCAAGUACAGGAAGAAUGAAGUUUUUAUGGAUGUCAUUGAGUCAGUAAAUCUAUUGGUGAAUGCCACUGGCAGUGUCCUGCGAAGUGAAAUAGUGGGCUGCAUUAAGCUUAAAGUGAUCCUUUCAGGGAUGCCUGAACUCAGACUGGGCCUCAAUGACAAAGUGCUGUUUGAAAUCACAGGCAGAGACAAGAGUAAAACCGUGGAGCUAGAGGACGUAAAGUUUCAUCAGUGUGUCCGUCUGUCGCGCUUCCAGAAUGACCGCACAAUUUCUUUCAUCCCCCCUGAUGGUGAGAGUGAGCUCAUGUCCUACCGGCUCAACACAAUGGUGAAGCCAAUCAUAUGGAUCGAGAGCGUGAUAGAGAAGUUCUCCCACAGCCGCGUCGAGAUCAAGGUGAAGGCUCGUAGUCAGUUUAAGAGCCGGUUAACUGCCAACAAUGUGUCCAUUUUGGUGCCAGUGCCCAGUGAUGCCGACUCACCAAAGUUCAAGACCAGCACAGGCAGUGCCAAGUGGGUGCCCGAGAAGAGUGUGGUGCAGUGGAACAUCAAAUCUUUCCCUGGUGGCAAGGAGUACCUGAUGCGGGCACACUUUGGGCUACCCAGUGUGGAGAGUGAUGAGUUGGAUGCAAAAAAACCAAUCAUUGUUAACUUUGAGAUCCCUUAUUUUACUGUAUCUGGCAUUCAGGUGCGCUACCUAAAGAUUAUAGAAAAGAGUGGUUACCAGGCCUUGCCCUGGGUGCGCUACAUCACUCAAAGUGGAGAUUACCAGCUCCGGACAAACUAAAGGGCAAAGACGCUGCUAGACGAAUGGCUCUCUGUGGCUUCUUCCCCUGUCCUUAUGUCUCUCUGAGUGGGACAGAAGGAAAAUCUUCUCUCAUUUUGUGCAAAAAUACGUUCUUCUUUUACACCAUAAGUGUAAUGUAAUGUAUUUAUAGUUAAGGCUUUCCCUUUUUAUGUAACUCACGUGGAGGUUUAUUGUCAGCGACAUUGAGAAACAUUGAGAGAAAAAGAAAAUCCCCUUUUAAAAGUUUAAAUGAAUGAAUUUCUAGUACAUUAUAUUUUCAAAUUUUGCAGCUCAAUGAAUCAAUGCCAGCCAGUGGAUAACCACAUUGCCAAAUAUUCGUGUAAUUUAUUUCAUCAUCAUGAAAACGUUUACCGUUUUAUAAUCUGGUUGUGUCUUUGUUAUAAAUUUUUUUUGUACUACAUAAAUCUCUUACUCUCUGAGGCAGAAUGGUUAUGAAAACAUCUGUCGUAUCUUUAUUGCCUUAAAUAAAUUGUUGUUGUAUCAUCACCCGUACCACUGUGAACAUAAUCCUCAGUCAAGUGAACCUAACACCAGCCGGCAGGUCAAUGAUUAAUAAGUGACAAUAUUGUCUGAGACUUUGGCAGUGUAAUAUUACACCACUGACAACCCCACAUGCUGAGCCUGUAACCUUGCAGCAAAAUCCACUUGCAGCUUUGACGAGUCUUCAACAGUGAGUUGGAUGCAAAAAUGCUGUCUUCUUAUCUUUUUAUACUAUCACACCUAGAGAAGUUAACAUAGUCUAAAGGGAUUGCUUGAAAAUAUGUAUAUGCAUGUGUCUUUGCAUAACUCGUUUUGUUCUGCCCACACACAUGUGAAGAUGCAUAUAGUUGUCCCAAAGAGUUAGGAGUGCACUGUUGUUCAAUUACUCGUGUAUACAUUGUACCAUUCACACAUUAGCUCAGAAACACCACUAUUGCAAUAGAAGUCAUUUUAUUACUGAAUAAAAACCUGUUAAAUAUGAAA
Molecule: messenger RNA, 2409 nt
Organism: Phycodurus eques (leafy seadragon)
Lineage: Eukaryota; Metazoa; Chordata; Actinopteri; Syngnathiformes; Syngnathidae
Gene: ap1m3
Product: adaptor related protein complex 1 subunit mu 3
Exons: 12
Coding region: 154-1425 (423 amino acids)
Biological process (GO): intracellular protein transport; vesicle-mediated transport
Cellular component (GO): clathrin adaptor complex; clathrin-coated vesicle
Molecular function (GO): clathrin-cargo adaptor activity
Source: RefSeq, a predicted model, not a curated record